AGCAAUGUGCUUGGGAGCUGGUUUCUGGAGCACAACCAUCCUUGGCUGUGCUCAAUAGAUUGCCAACCGCAAUGGACCUCCUGGAUGGUGGAACCGUGGUAGCUCUGAAACUCUAACCUCACUGACACCAGAUACUUCUGAUUGUUUCCAGUUGACAUAUCCUUUUAACAGCAUCCAAAGUAGUUUUGGUCUGACUAAUCCAAGAAUGCAUGAAUAUUUUACAAAUGAAAGCUUCAUCAUUAUUUUAAAAUACUUUCUCGAAAACAGUUCAACUGGAUUAAAAAUCCAUUUGCCUUAUCACACUCAAUUUCUCCAUUGCAUCUGUCAAUUAAAAAGAAAGAGAAUGAUCUGUUGGACUCUGAAUAUAAUUUCAACCAUCAUACAGUUUUGAAUGGUUGCAAAUUUUAUCACCUAUUUGUGCAAAGUUUCUCAUGAAUAGUAGCAAUAUUAGUUUUCUACAUAUAAAUAUGACCAUGCAUGGCUUAUAACAUAUACCCAUGCUCUUAUGAAUCCCAAAUAGGUUUUUCUUGAUGUAAACUAAUGUCUGCAAGGUUGUGCUACCUCUGGAGGUUCUCAAGGAGACUCCACUGUCUUCUCUGGUUUUGGGAGGACAUUGGCAUUCCUUGGCUCAUGGCCCUUCAUGACAUCGCCUUUUCUCCCCCUGCUUCCACCAUCCCACUGCCUUCUUCCUGUCUUCAAAUCUUCUCUGCCUAUAUUUUAUGAGUGACUUGUGGUUACAUUUAUGGUCCACCCAGACGGUCCAAGAUAAUUUCUCCAUCUGAAUAUCUCUAAUCACAUUUGCAAAAUUCCUGCUACCAUAAAGGAUGACAUUCACAAGUUCCAGUGGUUAGAAAAUAGAUGUCUUGCUUUUUUUCCUUGCCAAUAAUGCUCUCACAAACAUGAUGAAAGUUCCUAAGACCCGCCAGAUGUUCUGUAAGAAAUGUGGCAAACACCAACCCCAUAAAGUGACACAGUACAAGAAAGGCAAGGAUUCUCUGUAUGCACAGGGAAAGAGGCAGUAUGACAAGAAACAGAAUGGCUAUGGUGGGCAGACUAAGCCAAUUUUCAGGAAAAAGGCUAAAACUACAAAGAAGAUUGUGCUGAGGCUUGAGUAUGUUGAGCCUAACUGCAGAUCUAAGAGAAUGCUGGCUAUUAAGAGAUGCAAGCAUUUUGAACUAGGAGGAGAUAAGAAGAGAAAGGACCAAGUGAUGCAGUUCUAAGCUUCAUUGUUUGUUUUGUUAUGAAAAUAACAAAAUGUUGAGGUUAUCUUCACUUAAAAAAAAAGAAAAUAGAUAUCUUUGGAGAUUGUUAUUUAGCCUACCAUAGUGACAACCAAAAAUUUGAAAAGGUUAUUAUUGGAAAACUUGAUCAGAAACUAUGUGUAACUAACUAUUCAAGCAUAAAAUCAGAUUAAAAAGGGUUAUGUUCCUUCAGACAGGUUCAAAUUUCCCAUUUAUAUACUUGAAAAGAUUUUACCUUAGAGUUUUAUAUAAAUUUAAUAUUUUCUUUAUUACUUUGCAUUCAUUUUUAUUUUCAUAACAUUAUAUACAUUUACAAAGCAAAUAAUUCUUUAAAAAAAUUUUAGAUGUUGAUGGACCUUUAUUUUAUUCAUUUAUUUAUAUGCAGUGCUGAGAACUGAACCCAGUGCCUCACACAUGGUAGGCAAGUGCUCUACCACUGAGCCACAACCCCAGCCCCAUAAAGCAAAUAAUUCUUUAUGUGCCCAAUAUAAAUGUCCAAAAAUUCUCUCUAAGUUAUCCCAAUAUGCUAUAUAAAUUUUAUAAUUUAUUCUCUGAGUCAUAAUGAUGAAAAGGUUAGGAAACAUAGCUUUACAAGUUUAGAAAACUAGUAGAAAUGCAGAAAAGAAAAACUGGAGGUGUGAACUAAGUCCUUAUCUAUUAUGAUAGGAAGCCAAAAUAUAAUGCCUAAAAUCAAGAAACCAAAGAAAUGUAAUUUAAGAAGCAUAAUGCAAUAUAAACGUUUAGAAAUAUAGCAGUAACUAUCAGAUGAAAAAUGGUUGCCUCUAGGGUAUAGGUUUGAAAUAAAGACAAGCAGGGCAGGAGAAUACUGCUCUUCAUUAUGUGCAGUUUGGUAUUACUGUAUUUGGAUUUUUUUUAAAAAAAGAUAUGUACCUCUAGUGAAAUUAAAAAAUUAAAAUUUAAUAUAAAAUGACACCAGAACUUGAUGUUAAUAUAUCACAUUUUUUUCCUGUGGUCUUUUCUCUCUAUAUAACAUUCUUCUUCUUUUUCAUUCUAAAGAGGAAACACCAUUACUUUUUAUUUUCUAAUCAUAUUUCUCAUUUAAUGACAUAUAAUUACUUAAUUAUCUAAGCUUCAUCCAAAGAACAGUACUGAGAAUCUUCUCUGUAAUAUUUAGUUAUGGUGGUAGGUAUAAAAUGCUUAAAAUGAAUUCCCUAAGACUAAGUUAGGAAAUAGAAAUUCUUUAUCCUUUGCUUCCCAGUGGCAGGAAACUUAAUAAGCUAGACCAGCGGCAGAGAUAUUUGGAAAACUAUCAAAAGUCAUUUGAUGGAAAGCACAACAGGGAAUCUUGAAUAUAGUUGAAAGAAGAGGAAAAAAUAGGAUUAAACUGAAAUCUCGUCUAUUUCACAGCUCUUCUCUAUGAGGAUUUCAAAGUCAAUAAUAAGUAACCUCAUUAUCUGUACAUAUAUCACUACAGUAAAGUAGAAUAUUUGUUCUGUCUUAGGACUUUAGUAAGAUAUGUGUUAUUUCUUAUUGAGUUUUCUUUUUAUAUUUCUAAACUGUGUUCACAUAAUGAUCCAUGCUUAUUAAAAAGUAUAUAAUAUGUUUUUUAUGUUUAUUUCUGGCCUAGUCACUGAAGUAAAAUAAUUCUCUGCCUCUAUAAUCAGAAGGGGAUCUGAAGGUAUAGUGUGGCACAUGGCUGAAAUAAAACAAUGGCAUCACUACUUCUCACCAACACUGUCCCCUGGAGAACAUGCAGGACAGAACCACCAGAAGACAUAGCAAGGACCUGCCUUCUUCAAUUCUUUUUUUUUAAGAGAGUGUGAGAGACAGAGAGAGAAGGAGUGAGAGAAUUUUUUAAUAUCCAUUUUUUAGUUUUCGGCGGGCACAACAUCUCUGUUUGUAUGUGGUGCUGAGGAUCGAACCCGGGCAGCACGCAUGCCAGGCAAGCGCGCUACCGCUUGAGCCACAUCCCCAGCCCCCUUCUUCAACUCUUAAAGGAAAACCUAGAGGGAAAUUAUUGAUAAAUGUGAAUGAGAUAAUGUGUAUUGUGGUUAAACUGCAUUCUUUUGAGCCUAAUGACUUAAAACCACUGAGAAGAAAGGCUUAUCAACUCUUCAGAUAGCUAUCAGUAAUAUGAAAUAACUCCUUUUUUUUAAAGCAACUCAGUUUGAAAUAAUUGAUACUGUUUUGAUAUAAAAGUUAUAUAACUCUCAAAUAUAAUUUAAAAAUCACACUGUGAACAAAUGGAAGGACAUGUCACAAUUUAAAUUCAAAACUUGUUUCAGCAAACUUCCUGAUUCAUUACCAACAGGGUGUUGGCAACAGGAAAGAAUGUAGUCUUUCUCUUCCUCAAGUAUUUGGAAACCCCAUUCAUUUUUAGAUUACUUGUUCAUCAGCAGUCCAUCUCAUAGGUAUAAUUUGGUAUCUUUUACAGUAAGCCCUGUUUGGUUACCUUUUGAUUCAAGCAGAGUGCCCUAUUGUUAAAUCUAGUCAGUAACUGGCAUCUGCUGACAAAACAGUAGUCCCUUUUGCUUCUUUCAUGUGGGUGGCCUAGGAUUUUAGAUGGAGUCAAUAUUGAGUGUGGGCAGCAGUCCAGUAGAUAAUUGUUGCCUGGUCUCUUGGCGCAACACUUUGGGCAUGACAUAGAAAAUUUUAUGUCUAUGACAUGUUUCCUCAAAAAAAAUAAUGUACUAUUUUAUUUUCUUGAGAGGAUAGGGAAGGGUAGUUAAGAAAAAAAUAAAAGAUCACACACAUUGCUGACUUGUAUACUUAUUUCAUAUUUUAGCAAUUUCUAAACCACCUCUUACUAGAUAAUGCUAAAGGUGGAGAGUUAGCAAAACUUACUGUAAAGUCACCAAGGCAUUGUAUUUGCUGUUAUUAUUGUAUUCUUAUACUUUGGACUAGGUUUAAAUUCUGGGAGGAAAUAACUGAAACUUAAAAAUCUUUUCCUCCAAAAAUGUUUUAUUUAUGGUUCCCAGAGAGUAAAGAGCAGGAUACAAUACUGUGAGUUAAAAAGAUUUAGUGGCACUAAAAUGGUCAUUCAAUAUAUACUAAUGGAUUGCUUGCUGUGUGCCACUAUGUCUAGCACUAAAUCUAAACAGGCACAAAAAAAGAAUGCUCAGAAAUAUGGCAGCAGAUAUUGUUUUCUUGUUGUUGAUAGAAAGUUCUUAUCUAGAGAAAAGGAAAAAGAUAUGGUGAGGUUAUAUUACAUCCCAGGACACUAGACUGGUUAAACCAAUCUGAAUUUUCUCAUGUUUCUAUGGGGAAGUAGAAAGAGGAAUGAAGAAAAUUAGAGGCAGAAUUUAUAUCAUCCUUGGAUGGUAGCAUAUGGUCGAGAAAAAUUGGCUUGCAGGCUUCUUUUUAGUUUGCAAUCCAUCUCAUUCCAACUCCUUAUCCCUGCUCACAUACUUCUUCCUAGCCUUCCAUUUUCAUCCUUCUUGAGAUUGUCCCUCCCAAGGUUUCUGCAAAGGUUUGUACCCUGUAGGGAUAUUACAUAAUAGUAUAUAUGAAAAAAAAUUAAAAACACAUACAGAGAGACAUACCCAGAGUAGGUAAUUUUUCAGGGGCUGAAUUGUAUGAGGAGAAAUAGGCAAUUGCCUUUAAGCAUGCCAUGGCUCCAUGGUCUUGAAGAAUUAGUUCUCUGGGGGGGGUAGGAAGCUGUUUUACAAAGACUUCAAGGGUUCUAAAUUUAAGUCUCUGUAUAAAGAAAUUCCAUUAGCAGGACAUUAUUUGAAAGUAAUAUUUGGGAAUAUGGCUUCUAGAGAGCGACUUCUCUUAGUGUUUAUAAACACUAAAAAUGAAUAGCUCCUUUUUUGGGGAUUUCUUGAGGCAUUAAUAUACAACAUCCUUUGGUACUAUAUCUUGAUAUAUAAUCACUCAUAAAUCAAGAUGUCAUUCUUGGGAAUUACUAAGCACUUUUGCUGCCAUUAAAAACUAUUUCCUUUCCCGUAAUCAUCAGUGAAGGUAGAAAACAAUUGAUCAUUCGUAACCCUUGUAUAUUAAGAGACUCUUCAUUGUCCCUUAUGGGGACAAUAGGCUAAGUAACCCUUGGGGGGGAUCCUUAAUUUUUGGUAGUAUUUGAUUCUUAAUUGAUAAAUGCAGUUCAUUCAGGGCUGGAAUAAUUUCUGUACUAUUAACAAAAGACGUAGAAAUUCUAAGACGUCUCCAAUGCUGUUAGUAAGUUGUAGUUUAGAUACUUCUCUGGUCUCAUUUGGGGGUAAUUAGUUUUAUAACUGAGAGAUUCUGGAUGUACUCUCUUUGGAUUCCUCAUUA
This is a messenger RNA of Marmota monax (woodchuck), 5474 nucleotides long. RefSeq names its product large ribosomal subunit protein eL42-like. Gene Ontology annotation, molecular function: structural constituent of ribosome. Gene Ontology annotation, biological process: translation. Bases 900 to 1220 code for a protein of 106 amino acids. Gene Ontology annotation, cellular component: cytosolic large ribosomal subunit; ribosome. NCBI's taxonomy places the organism in Eukaryota, Metazoa, Chordata, Mammalia, Rodentia, Sciuridae. The record is from RefSeq and is a predicted model, not a curated record. The transcript has a single exon.